This is a messenger RNA of Armigeres subalbatus, 17108 nucleotides long. Its product is annotated as fibronectin type-III domain-containing protein 3a-like. Lineage: Eukaryota; Metazoa; Arthropoda; Insecta; Diptera; Culicidae. Gene Ontology annotation, molecular function: protein binding; acid phosphatase activity; metal ion binding. The transcript is spliced from 6 exons. Bases 983 to 5857 code for a protein of 1624 amino acids. The record is from RefSeq and is a predicted model, not a curated record.
UUUUCCGACCGAAGCAAGUCAAAAAGAGGAAAAUCUGCUUUUGGUUGCGUUUUCUGAUACGUCAAUCCGUGAUCCGUCGUCGUCGGCCAGUUUCAUGCAAUUCUCUUUCGUGUCAUCGUCGUCAAAGCUAAAAAGUGUAUGUAAAGUCAGUCCGGGAUUUUUGAGGAAAAAAUUGUGUGAAUUUACGGUGAAAAUUGUGCCCGGAUUUGUUGUGAUUGAGGUCAAAAUGUCCAGUGGAACCGGUCCGCGAGGUCAAGUGCUUUGUUCCGGCUGGUAGAGCCGCUGCCCGUGUUGUGUAUAUCUCUGCGUAUCAGUUGCGAAGUUGGAUGUGGUGAAUGUGAACCGCAGCGACAACUGCCAGUACCGUCUCCCUGUCCAUCAGCUGCUGUGCAGUCGUCGGUAUGUGGCCGAUGUGAGUGCGCGACCCGUAGGACCUCCCUUACGAACCACACAGUGCGAACAUCAACAAUCUAUCCUGUCCGUCGUGUGUCGUCUUGUAUUGCCAGGCGAAAAAUGUGCGUAAUUGGAUCAUUUGCUAAUUGAUGGGACACGGUCGAAUGACGGCAGUAGCAGCAGGAGCUACAUCAGAAAUCUAUUGCCGAAAAGCCACACUUCGCGACGAGUGUGGCUUUGGUUUAACGUGGUCAGUCAGACUUCGAGUGUGCUAAUUAUUGAUGUUUGAAUUCAUCAUCCUUGACCCGUGAUAACGUGUUAGAAUAAUUGGAGCAGCUUACUAAUUAAUACGGAACCCGAAUGUUAUCGAACUGAGUGUAGACGUUAAAGUUUUUAGUAAGCGGGACGUUGUUUUCGGUUGUCUUUGUUUCUUUGCUUGUUUUGAACCUAAGUGCAAUCGUGGUAAUCGUGAAAAAGUGGUUGAAUACUGGCUGCGACCGUUAGAGUUGAAGAGGAAGACAUAAUUGAAACUACGGACCGCAUCUUUGGUGGUGGUGUGGGUGCCUCAUCCCAGAAACAGAGAUUUUCGAUGGUAAAGGCACCUGUGUUACCCUCUGUGCCACAGCAGCAGCAGCAGCACCAGCAACAACAACAGCCGACAUAUUGUCUAAAAGAGGUCAUCGGCCAACAGCAGCAGCAACCGAUACUGCAGCAGCAACAUUUUCAUCAAUUCUCAUUUCCACCCCCGACAACGCAAUACUUCCAAAUAGGUUCGGUGAAGAAACAUCGUCGUCAGCAGAUGGCGACGGAACCACCGGGUGGCGGUGGCGGAGGUGGAAGUGGUGUAGUAUCGGUAACACCGACCCCGACAACUACGACCACAGCGGCCAUCGCAGUGGUGGCCCCAACUGCUCGUACAGUUCCGGUAUCGGUUGCAGCACCCUCCUCAGCUAAUGGCGGCAUUAGCGCAACGCAAAUCUUGUCCAUACAGCCGACAGGGACGAAUCAACGGAUCCAGCCGAUGCACCACAUCCAUCACCACCACCAUCAUCAGCUGAUCAAUGGCAUAGCCACGGUGGCCACGGCUAGUGCCGCGGCUGGAGCUGCGGCCACCAUUGCUGCUGCUACUGGUGGUCCGAUGCCGGCGAAUGCAGCGGCGGCGGCGGCCGCUAAUGCCGCAACAUGGCCGAUCGUGGAACCAGUGUUUCAUUUUGGGCCCGGGUUCGAACCCCACUCACGGCCUUAUUGUGCAGCGCAUACACAGCCUUCGGAGCACGUGGUGCUCUUUCACGUCAGCAUGGGCGUAUCGGUGACAUUCCAAAUUGGCAACAAUCGUGAGAUCGUACGAGGUCCCGUUACCGUGCCGAUGGUGUCACAGAAUGGUACUCCUCCGAUGGCAAUGCCGGUGCAGGUUCCGCCGGGCCAUGUGAUGCAGCAAAUCGUCGACGAGAGCGGCACUCUGCGGCAUGUGAUUCUGUCCACCCAGCACCAACAGCUGGGCCAAGGCGGCGUCCACCACCACCUGCAAGGGCAUUUUAUCAAUGGCUCAACACCGCAGUUCUUCAAUCCUCUGGCAGCCGGUUAUCAGGCCGGGCCGGGCUCCGGGGCGCCGCACCUCUACCAAUCUCCCAUUAUGGCCGGUGCUGGAGUGGGCGCAACAGCCGCAGUGGCCGCAGCGAACGCUGGUGCUGGUGGGGCUGGUGGCGGAACCCACACCCUGCACACGCCGCAGACCAAUGUAACCCACUCGCCAUCGCCACCGCACUCCAACAACAACCAGUACCACAAGGAUGAGCGAGCGAUCAGGCAACACUCGAAGCUGGUGCGGAAGCUGGAAAAUCAAAAGCAAAGGGAACUGAAUGCCUCCAUUGUAACGCCAAUCAAUUCUCCGCGGAAACACACGGAAGUGAACGGAAAUGUUCGCAAGCACCAGCUUCAACAACAAUCACACCAGCAACAACAACAACAACACCACCACGUGCAUCAUCAACUGCAACACCAACAUCUGCCGCAACAACACCAACAACAUCUGCACCCGAAUUCCGCCAUCCAGAGAAAUGGGACUUCAUCCGUGGCAACGUCCGAAGAUGGCGAAGAGUCUUCCAGCAUGCCCGACGAGGAAGACGACACUCAAACCAUCGUGGACCACUUGAGUUCCGUACAAUCGCCACAGGUGAACGAAAUAACUUCCCGAUCGGCCCUGUUCCAGUGGACUGUCCCAAUUCCUCUGCCACCGAACGAAACACUCCCAUUCAAUGCGCAGGAUCUGCACUACGAAGUGCUGUUGAGCGAUCCUGGAAAAGAGAACAAGUAUAAAAGCAUUUUCAAGGGCAAUUCUUUGAGUUGCAUGGUUCAAGAUCUAAAGCCUGGCCAAGAGUACACCGUUAGAUUGCAGGUUUAUCUGGAGGCGUUGCAUGGAGCCCCGACGGAGCCUACGAUUUUCAACACGCCUGCAUGCGAACCGGAUGUCCCGAAGGCGCCCACGCUAUUAGCCAGGAUGAAGAACUCCCUCCAGCUCCGCUGGAAUGCCGCUGCGGAUAAUGGCGCACACAUUACCAAUUACGUUCUGGAGUACGACAACGGAAAGUACAACGGAAUGAUUCAUCUGAUUAAUCCCCAAAAUUGUGAUUUUGUUGAAGUGUGCAAAACAAAGGGUAAGCAGUUUACUGUCAACAAAUUGCACCCAUCAACGAACUACAUCUUCCGACUGUCGGCCGUCAAUGAGUACGGACGAAGUGGAUAUUCAGAUUUGGUGAAGUUCAACACUGCCGGCAAUCCACCAAGCCAACCGGCACCUCCUACGUUGCAACACGCAACAGCAACCUCGCUCAAACUCGCCUGGCAGCGACGUUCGCCGAGCGAGGGAUUCACACUGCAGAUGAAUGAUCUGGACCAGGGUUAUGGAUAUAAGAAUAUCUACACCGGGCCUGAUACGGUUUAUGAAUGCCUAGGUUUAAGACGAGCAACGACAUUCCAAUUUAGAGUAAAAGCAGAGAACGAGAACGGCGUCAGUCCGUUCAGUAAGGAAGUGGUGUUUAAAACUAUGCCGUCCUGUCCGAGUCGGCCGGCUAAACCUCAAGUGAAAGGAAAAAUACACGCAACAGGAUUCAAGGUCAAAUGGGACCCACCGGUUGAUACUGGUGGCGCUGAUAUAAAUUUGUACCAUUUGGAGAUCAGUUCUGGUGCAAUCUACGAACGAAUAUACACUGGAAAAGAGUCGGAAACGAUCAUUGACCGACUUAGUCCAGGGACGACUUAUCAGAUAAGAGUGCUUUGCGAAGGUCCUGGGGGAAUAAGUGCAUUUUCUGAUCUGAGUUUGGUGACGACUGAACCGGAAGCGCCCGGGGCGCCUCCUAGACCACGCUGCAACGGAGCUCCGACCCCUUACGCAGCAUGUUUGAUAUGGGAGAAACCGGAUUACAACGGAGGUGCACCAGUUCUAGAGUACGAGAUGGAAGUGGAGAUGACCAACAGAAGCCGAAAUUCGUGUUAUCGAGGCAAGGAUCAAUUUUGUGUGGUUAAAGAUCUGAGGCCAGGCGAGAUGUAUACGGUACAGGUACGUGCAAUCAAUCGUAUCGGAGCAGGAGGGUGGUCUGAGGAAUACAGCUUCCAUGCAGGAGCUGCUCCACCAAAUUCUCCCAAGGAUCUAAACAUAACCCUAAAAUCGCCAACUCAUCUAGCUGUGAUCUGGGACGAACCGCAUUGUAAUGGAGCACCAAUCAGUGAAUACAUUCUUCAAUCCAGUACCUCUUCCGAUACAUUGCCACCAUCAUCGGAGGAUCUGCUCUACCAAACAGUCUAUCAAGGUCUACAACGAACAGCUGAUCUGAAAAAUCUUACACCUUUUACCAAUUACCAUUUCCGAGUAUGUGCUGUCAAUAGCGCUGGAAGCUCUCGCUAUUCUGCAACCUUCUUGCAGAAAACCCCGGCGGCACCGCCAAAUGUCCCUGUUUUGGGGCAGCACAAAAUAACGGCCAGAAGUAUACUUAUUUUUUGGGAAACGCCCCAGUGUAAUGGUUCCCCUAUAACCCAAUAUAAAAUAGAAUGCGGCGAUCGAGUUAUUGUUGUUGAAGCCGCUUCAACUUUGUGCAGAAGAAGUAACGAACAAUCAUCAGCCAAAAAGUUCGACGAAAUAGAAGAAAGCGACGAAGACGAGCAAGAUGAUUCUGAAGAGGAUGAGGAAAAGGAUGACCAGGAAGAUGAUUCAUCCGAAAAUAUGACUGACAGAACAGAAGCGAAUUUAGUAGAACCUAACACAAACACCACGAAUGCAAAUAGCACAAAUCGAAAUGAGAUGCUUAUCGAAGAAUUGCAUCCGGAAAGCCCCUACAGACUUCGGAUACAAGCGGUGAACGAAAUCGGAAAUGGUCCGUUCUCACCUUCUAUAAAAUUCACCACAGCACCACUGCCACCGAAACCACCGAAACUAGAAUGCAUUCAGGCCGGAUUUGCCCACCUGAAGCUGCGUUGGGGUGAAGGCAAGAAUCUAGCAGACCUCGCUCGGUACUACGUCGAAAUGGAGAACAACCGCACCGGAGAGUACCAAAACGUAUACACAGGAACCCGAAGCACGUGCAAGGUGAUGAAAUUGCAUGAACUUACCUCCUACACAUUCCGGAUAGCGGUCGAAACGAAACAUGCGGGAAUGGGUGACUUCUCGGAGGAUUUCGUCUUUGCCACUUUGGCAGCCACACCGAACACCAUCAAGGCACCACGAGUGUACGUCGAACCGCUGGGAGGUAGCGGCAACAGUGCCAACAGUUCUCCACAGCAUCCUUCGGCCACGGCGGCAAUUUCGUCGAAUGGUAAUGUGAGCGGUGCGACGACUGCCGUACAGGGCAGCACGCAUCUAACGACGGGUGCACCAGCGCCAGGGGCUUCGACUCCACUAACUAUCGAGUGGCAAACUAGUCGGAACAAUCCGUUCUCCGACCCGAUCGAGUACGUACUACAAAUGGCGAAGGCGAAGGAUCAAGAGUUUAGCGAGGUUUAUCGCGGUCCUGACACAAGACACACCAUCCAAAAUCUGAUCUACGGCUUGCCUUACCUAUUCAAAGUGUGCCCCGUGCGAAUCCGGUCCAAUGGCGAGGAAAUUCACGGCGUAUUUUCCCCGCUUUUGCACCAUCAAUUGACCCCGCACAGGACCCCGUUCGGGUCUCAUCCGCGUCACUCGGCCCACGACGAGGUGGACGGUGCUUCCGGCACGAAGUACUACGCCGGCAACGUAGUGAACCGGCGAGGUGAGUUGAUCCUUAACAGUUCCGAUUACCACCAUCAUUCCGGAUCGACAUUGUGCGCUAGUCCGAAUGCCGGCGCUACCGCGCAGUCACUGCUCCACCUGCCCAAGGGAGGCAACUUGGUGCAGACGAUAUCGGAUCUGCUGGAGGCCGAUUCCAGUAAAGCCGUGGUCGGCGUUCUGGUGUUUAUCGUUUUAUCGGUUAUUGUUGCAGCUUUUCUCAAGUGAGGGAGGAAUUCGCGAGCGGCGAUCGAUUCGUGGUAGGUUCUGUUGUAAAUUUAUCUUCUGGGAGCAAACUAUUCAAAAAAAAAAACAUUCGAUUCGAUAAAUAACGAUAAAUUUACAAUCAUAUGCAUGUGUGGAGUAAUGAAUCUAACAACUUUUAGUCAACGCCUUUGUCUUGUCCUUUCGAGUGUUGAGAACGAGUUGAGACGAAUCAUCCUUUGAUGUGCUGAAUGUUCGCUGGACCUAUAUUACACGGAAUAUGCCCUUGUGGUGCACGAUUUUGUAAAUGAUCGUUUCGAAGGCAAAGACCUGCCUUUACAAGCAUUUGUCUAGGGCAAUGAAGAUCAGUGCUUGAUGUUUUAUUUAUCAGAAAGCACAAAAGGCUCUUGUGAUCAAUGCUUGAGUCCUACAAAAUUAUGAAUGUCUCAAUCGAUUAUUACCCGGAACAUGUCCUUUAAGUUCCCUAACAUGUGCUUGGUUAGAGAAUGAAAGGGUAUGCUUUUAAUUAACACUUGAACCUCAUUAGCACAAUUUAUCACUAAAAACGAUCUUUGAAAAUUGUAAUAUCAGUCUCAGAAGAGUUAGAACUUUUGACCAAAUUAUCUACCAAUUGCCUACAGAAAAAGAAGAAUACAAAAAAAUCGGUUUACGUUGCCAACAGAUUGAACACGUGGGCCGUCGUUCUUUGGUCUUGGUGAUAUACUCCAUUCAAAUGCUAAGAUGAUGAUUCGCGCAUCCAGCGACAAAUGUAUUAAAAUCUAUCCAAGUUACAAUCUUUCAAACUUAUUUUUAGUAAACAAUCGUUCAUUGAUGGUUUGAGUGUUAAAAUGGACAAAAUUUGAAGAACAAUAAUCAAAGGAACAACACGAAGUGAAUGAUCUGUAAAUGAAUAUUGGUGUCAUCGUUAUCACUGCUACAAAACUACUCUUACUACCACUAUUAUUGCUACACUGCAAUUACAAAGCGAAUCUACUAAUAACUACAAAUUACUGGAACAAAUAAGCAGACAAAAGAAGAUCAUAACAAAUAUAUCUAAGCGAGCAUGCGACUGAACCGAGUCGUACAUUUUAUCAGCAUUAUUGUGGUAAAACUGUGGACAAAAUAGCAACAAUUGGUAACAGGAAAGGUGAAGAGCUUCUCUGCGGUGUUCUCGAUCCUUGUCGGACGAAGGGAUGUUUAGUAUUCAAAGGUAACGCAAUGUUCAAAAAUUGAAUCGCGCAGCAAAGAUGAGGUACCGCAAAAUUUAUUAUAUGUUAAAUUUGCUAUAUUGUUUAUGUUAUACUUAUUCUCAAUUAUGACGACGCAGCAAGGAGAACGCAAACCGCAAUGGAAAAUAAACGUAACAAAACGGUAACAUAGGUAAAAUAUACGUGCAGGUUCACUUAAAACUGAAAGUGGAAAUGAGCAGAAAAAUGAUAGAGUGUCCUUAUUAUACGCUUAGAGAAUGAGAAAGGGAAGAAUCGAAGAAGACGGGGGAAAACCAUUUUCUGUCCAAAGUUUUACAAGUUUCGUUUUUGUGGUAAUUGUUGUGGCGAGAAAAUUGUACCAAUCGGGGAGGAGGGUGCGUUGUUUUUUUGUUUAGGUUAUUUUGCCAGCGAUGCGCUUUGUACGGGAAUAAGUAUCAAAACAUACAGCGAAAGAGUAAAAAUGAAAUCGAAAACCAAGAGAAAAGUAAUAGCCAAUAAAACAAGGUAAUCUAUAGUAUUAUUAUUCAUAACUAAACAAGAAUCAGAGUGCUUGUUGCUGAACUGCUAGAGACGGGGGUUUCGGGACGAUCAACCCAGCGGAUGGAUACGACCUUUGCAUAAGCCUCAAAAACAAUAGAUUAGAACCGCGACUGAUGACGGAGGAUAAUAAUGAAGUGCGUUGAUUGUAAACCGAAUACCCAAAUUACACAUACUAAUAAACACAAACACGUACACACUUACAGACAGAGUCAGACAUGCAGAAGAAAAGCACAUAGUGGUAUACAAAACAUUUUUUCUCUCUAUUAUUGAUGCAAUCGCUAAAUAAGCCAGAAUACACACUACGAAAUAAUACUGAAUGCAUUCCAUAAGAGGUCUUUUUAUUUUAAACUCUUAUUUUAUUACAGGCAAUAUACUUAGAACGAGAAUCAAAACGUUAAACACCAAUUAUAAUAUUAGGAGAUGAAUUAAAUAGGUUUUCCGAUUCCGACUUGAAAACUACUGAACAAACACACAAUCCACUAUAGUGCAUAACUACAGUUAGUAUCCAAUUAAGAUCUGAAUAUCACCUUUUUUUCUACCCUCGAAACAAUAAACCUUUAAACAAUACAUCGUCUUCCGAGAGCACUCCUGGUGAACACUUUAGUUAGUUAUUAAUUUCAAAAAAGUCGCUAUUCUCGCUUCAGAACAUGCUCCAGCAAUGAGGGUCAUAAAGUUCAAAAUAUGAGGUUUUUUACAUAAAUCUGUAGCAGACUGAAAAUGUCCACAUGACAAAAAGCUUGAUAAAUAUUUGUUCAUUAUGGCGAAAAGUGUGUUUGAUUGAUUAUGAACAUUCAGCAAAAUAUUUUAGGAAAAGCUCCAAGCAAAUCUGAAUCUAAUUAUUUAACACCAAAUCGCCUACCUACUUUUUUCUUAAACAGUCGUUUGCACUUUAUUCACGUUAUUCUUUCCAAAGGAUCUUGAAUUUGUUUGUAAUCUGAUAAAUUGACACUCCCAAGAUCCAAACAGUAUUUUAUAGUUUCCCUCGUGCAGUCCAGCAUUGUUCUGCACAUGGAAAUUACCGACACGUCAUUGGCAUACCAAACUACGAAACUACGUGCCCACCCAUCAUCUCCAGCCGUUUCAUCAGAGGGUACAGAUAUAGUACGAACAGAUACACAAAGAGUUGGUCCCCUUAUCGAACUGAUCCCUCGAUUGGUGACGGUUUUGAUAGAUGUCCAGUCCAUUAACGGUGAUCCGCGACGAUAAAAGCUCUCCUAUUUUGUUAAGCAAGCAAACGAAGUUCGGAUCAAAAUCGAGUGAGCACAUGCUCCUAGUGAUGAAGGAGCGAUCCACGAAAUCAAAAGUGUGUCGAAAAUCAAAAAAAGCCAGCAGUCCUCAUUAUUUAGAUUUUUUUCAUACUAACUAUGCGGUCCUUAAAGAGCAAAAUGAAAACAUUUUGGGCCUUAACAUGGUUCAUUAUGGUUUCUAGUCGGUGAUUCAGAACCCGGGGAAAAUUGAUCAUUCUGUUUUCUUCGCCAAAACGAACACGCUGUCGACGAAGUCGGGCUGGAAAUUUACGGAAAGCGCUUCAGUCAUGACCAGGAUGAGUAAAAAUAUCAAAAUGUUCUGAGGUAGAACUCACGUGGUAUAGAGUCUUAUCCGGAAGAUUUAUAUGGGCUGGUUGUUUUGAUUGCUGCGAAGAGGACAGCUGGAGUUUUUUCCUUCGUACAUCGGCUGUUCGUCGGAUUGUUCUCGGGGAUCAGCUGGGUAGAACAAGUUGAAAUGCUUCAUCAGAGCCAGUGCUCCCCGCAUUUGGAGCUCUCUAAAAGAAAUUUAUCAUGGGGUGUAGCCUCCCGAAUCAGUUCUCUAUCAUGACAGCUUGCGAAUAAAGUCUCUCGCGGUAUGCUACAUAUCGUAUAUGUAUACAGAGAUGAUAAGUGAGAGACUUGUUAUUUCUCUUUAGGAUUCAAUCCCUGCCCCGGAUAUAAAAGUGUCAUAAAAUUGGAAAAAGUUGUAGAGUUAACAUAUGUGCAGGAUUCCGGGUUGAGCAUGCGAGCGUGCGUCAUACCCACUCUUCAUCACACAACCCCACAAGUGUAAAAAGUACAAGAAAAUGACAAUUUGCUGCUCCCAAAAUGCAUACAGCUGCUGUGCUCUAAGGUGGUUAUACAACAAAGCCACAAAUCGGCCAUCUUGGAAACCACGUGCUUUUUCUAGUGAUUUUUUAAGAGCACGAAUUGAAAGAACAACGACGCCCAUGGGGAUCACAACAUCUGUAGAUCGUUUGAUUACUCAUGCUAAGCAAUCGACUUUAAUUUCAGCAUUGUACAAAAAAAAUACGCUGGUUUUGAACUUUUGAUAAUAGGAGUAGAAAACCGUGUGGUGAAUUUGAAAUUCACCACAUGGCUUGAUUGUAUAAUCACCCUAAAUCUUCCAUGUAAAUAAGUUGUUGUGAGCGCCUAAACAUAGACCUUUUUUAUACACAACAGCAAAACACACGCGACCAAAAAUAUUUCCGCUCUUUAAGGAUCAUGUUUCUCACGACUUUAAUCACACGCACGUGUAAACGCUCUCGAGUGUGAAUCAAUAUUCUUGCCUUUACUUGUAAAAUCUCUACACAUUUCAAGAAGAAGGGUGAGAAGUGGCCAACCCUGGCAGUAUUAUGAAGGUGGAUGAAAGAUUUCCUCGAUUUCCACCGAAAGAAGGAACAAGAUGGAACAUUUCGUCGUUGUCGAGUCCAACUUGGAAUUCCUCUAUAUUUGCUGCGGCCAAAAGGAGGAACGGUCACGAAGGGCUAUGUCCAUUGACGCUGCAAAUCGUUGUCCUUUGUAUCCUAAGAGCGAUUAGUUCUCCGUCCAAGCUCUCCUCGAUUUCUAAAAACUGUAUAUGCUCUAUUUUUGUUUCUCUUUUACUGAGAUUGCACAAAACUAUUUAAUUUGCCUUAUUCGCUAUGGUGUCGAUAAUCAUUGAGGCGACAUUUGAGCUGUUAAAGUCAUUCCAUUAGCAAAUCUCCCGGCGGUCGACUACCAUGGUUGCUAUAACCCCUUCAUUUAUUUUCUCUAUUUUGAGCUUCUUUUGAAACGGUGAUAAAUACGGUCCAACCAGCAAAGGCAAUUGCGGAUCAAUCACACUUAUCCAUAUUCUCUUUUCUCAAGUACGUGCUUUUUUUGUAGCCUACAGUAUCGAAGUGUGUUUGUUUACCAGCCGAUGAUUUCAACAACGUCUCAAAUUGUAGUAGCGCUCGGCUUUGUCCCGCACAUUCAAAGGACAAUAUGUGAUGGAUCGCCAUCAGGUUCCCAGCGGUAGGCAGUGGAUAUUUUUGCAUUUUUCUCCAUUCUAUAUCGCCAAUGAAAAAUAAAUAAUGCAACAUUCCUCCAGGGAUUCCGCCGGGAACUCCGAUGAGAAUUCUUUAGUGGUUCCGAAGGGAAUGUUCCGGGGAUUCCUCCAAGCAUACCGAAGAGAACCCUCCAGGGAUUAUAAAUCCUCCCGGGUAGUCCACGGAGAACCUCAAAGGAUUGCGACGGGAUUGUUUUAGGAAUUCCAACGGGAACAUUUUAGUGAUUCCGACGGAAAUGUUCCAGAGUUUUCUACGGGAAUGUUCCAGGGAUUCCAAUGUGAAUCAUCUAGGGAUCCUUCAUCCUCCAGGAAUUCCUAGGGGAAUAUUCCAGGAAUUUGAACGAGUAUGUUCAAGGGAUUCCGACGGAAGUAUUCCAGGAAUUUUGACGGGAAUGUUUCAGAGAUUCUGUCGGAAAUCCUCCAGGAAUUCUAACGUGGAUGUUCCAAGGAUUUCGUAGGCAAUGUUCCAGGUAUGUAGAAGCAAAUCGUCGAAGGAUUCCGAAGCGAAUCGUUGAGGGACUCCGAAUCAAUUCUCCAUGAAUUCAGAAAAGAAUCUUCCAGCGAUUCCGAAGGGAAUCCUCCAGGUAUGUUGAAGCAAAUCGUCGUAAUUCGUCGAAGGCUUUCUAAGCAAAUUGUCAGAGGGAUUCGGAUCGUCAAGGGAUUCGGAAGCAACUCAUUGAGGGAUUCCGAGGCAAAACGUCGAGAGACUCCGAUUAAAUCUUCAAUUCCUAAGUAAAUGUCCGAAUGAUUCCGAAACAAAUCUUCGUACGAUUCCGAAGCAAAUCAAAAAGGCAUUCUGAAGCAAAUCCUUAAUGUAUUAUGGUAUCCCCUACAGAUUCUCAAGGGUAUCCCUCAACGAUACCGAUAGGAAAUCAGUGUGAAUUCUUCUGGAUUCCGGUUAGAAUACUUCGAUAAUUCUGAAAAGUAUUCUUUAGAGAUUCCAAUGAGAAUUCUUCUCGGAUUCUGAUGGAAAUGUUUCUCAGAAAUGAGAAACAAGCUCAUUUGUCUUCCUCUCAUUUCUUUAUGAUAAGGUGAAUAUGGGAGAUAACUCUUUGGUCUUCAAACUUUUUCAGUAAUUCAUUAUGCUAUAUGUUGAAAAUUGCGGGCCCUCCUUAGCCGUGCGGUAAGACGCGCGGCUACAAAGCAAGACCAUGCUGAGGGUGGCUGGGUUCGAUUCCCGGUGCCGGUCUAGGCGAUUUUCGAAUUGGAAAUUGUCUCGACUUCCCUGGGCAUAAAAGUAUCAUCGUGCUAGCCUCAUGAUAUACGAAUGCAAAAAUGGUAACUUGGCUUAGAAACCUCGCAGUUAAUAACUGUGGAAGUGCUUAAUGAACAAUAAGCUGAGAAACUUGUAGAUCCGAUCGUUUGUAAUGUCCUCCGACAAAUCGGUUAGCUUCACCUGUAGAACAAUCGAACUUUUAUUUCUGGAUCCUGGACUGAGGCUAUAUUCUGUAUGUAAUUACAUAUCCAUCCCAUAGUUGCAGAGUUUCCUAUUCAUAUGGAACGAAUAUGCGAUUUCAAGCAGAAUUGGAUCAAGUCAGGUUAGAUAAACCCACCGCCCAGUAGCAUUCUGGUUUUAUGCUGGUUUUAUAGAAGCCAUGAAGAGCAAAUAAUGGUUUUCAUGACCGUAAUAAAACUAAAAAUUUUACUUGGGGCGGUUCGAUAAUGUUCAGUGGUUGGUAUCUGUCUAACUCGUUAUUAACUUUUAAUUGGAAAGCCACCAAUAUUUUUGGUUUCAGAUACAUCGUCACCUUCGUCUCACGAAAAUGCGCGGGAUGAAAUUCCUAAAUAGGUAAAAGGUAAAAAUAAGUGAGGUACCUACCAGUCGUUCGAUUGACGUUCAAACAAAAAUAUUUCGUUCUAUAAGUCAUGGCUUACUCCGAUACUCCUUCGAUAUACUUCAUUCCGAUGACUUCACGAUUCUUUUUCAGUUUCCCGAAGACCGAAGGUUUUAUGAGUCCAUCAGCUAGUUCAUAUGUGACAAGUUCAAUAUUGAUCAUUUUCUUUCUAGCGCAUCUCGAAUAUAAUGAUGCCUUAUAUCUAUAUGCUUAGCCCAAUGAUUAUAAUGUAAUUGUGCUUUGAUUAGGACAAAAAAAGGAACUGCAACAACUUAUCUCUAGUCUACCACGAGGCCUCCUGAAUAGCUGCGGACAGCGCGAUUCAGCUAAGCAUGUAGUGGGCAUCAUGGUCAUUUUUCCAAAUCAAUGGAUUUUCAAUACCAUUCGGGGUCCCAAACAACUGUGCGAAGUUUGAGCCUGAUUGGUUGCUUCCUCGCUUUCCGCAUCGCGUUUGAAGUUUGUAUGGAAAUUAGUAUAGGAGAACGUUCAUUUUUGCAUUUUUACUUCUAGAGGUUUCAGUUCAUCGUAGGAUGCCGAAAAACAUUGCUGAAGAAGGUACGUUGCAAGAAUGUCCACCAAAAAAACUGAUUUUUGCUAAAAUGUCCACCAAAAAAUAUAUUUUUUUUUAAUUAUUGAUCGGAAUCAUUUCUCAACGUUAAAAUCGGGUCAAGAAUAAAAAAGGAUUUUGCCCACAAAUAACCAUAUGUACCCUAGUAACAUUUUAAGUUUUAUAACGCUCUUGAAGACAAUAAUUCACUCUUCAAGAGUGUAAUAAAACCAUCAUAAAACCAAAAUGUUACUAGGGUAGCCUGAUAGUGCUGGCAGAAACAUUGAAUUCUUCCAUAUGUUUUGAACAAUAAAUCUUCAAAGCGUUAUAAUAUUUUUUGUAGAUGUUCCAGCAACGUACCUUCUUCAGCAAAGUGUUUCGGCAUCUUUCAGACUAUAUGCUAACGUAAUGAGUCACGUAAUUGACGUGAAGCCGCUAAGGACAGAAAUGUAAAAAAGUACAAUUUCCUAUACUAAUCUCCAUAUAAAUUUAAAACGCGUUGCGGAAAGCGAUGACGCAAUCAAUCGAGUCCAUAUUUUGCACAGUUGAUCGGGGUCCCAAAACGAUUAAAAAAAACCUUGAUCUCACUUGAUUGGAUGUAGCUUGCGUUUUUCCAUGCAAAUGCGCCCACUCUAAUGUAGAUAGAGCGAUGGUUGGUUGCCACUUGCAGCGGUAAUCGCUCUGCGUUGCUGCAUGAAUAGGUAUUGGCCAUUCGAUUUAUCUCGGCAAAAUUAGUUGGUGACAUUUUCUUGUUAAGCUUUUCAUUCAUAGCUGCUUUUGUUAGUUUGAAGUAGCUAUAUUGAGCUUAACUAACACCUAAGCUCAUUGAUUCUUUUAUUUCUAUUCAACAGAUACAGCUAUUGGUUUCUUCUAAAUCAUUCAUAAGAAAAUUCUUGUUCAAAAACAUGUCCAUACGUUCUAUUCAUUCGUCAUUAAGUGGGUAGUGGGUAGAGAAAAUCAUAGUUUAUGUUCAUCAAGUAAUAAAAGUUGAAUAUAAUAUGGCUGGAUUAAUAAUUAUUUGCGAGCGUCUUAGGGGAAAAUGUUACACAGUUUUAAAUUUUUUGUCUUCCUUUUACUUCCACUAAUUUGUUUUUUGGUAUCUACACAAAUACGUAUUUCAUCCACUACUUGUGGACAUCUUCAGUGUGUUGUUUAUCGAUAAACUCUGCCUGGACUUAGGUACAGUUAUUGAUCAACGCAUAGUACUCCUCUUACAUGGCUACAAAUCACUUCUCUUGGAACUUUGUACGGUCGUGUGAAAUAUUGAUCACAAUCUUGUUAACGGUAAUCAUAUUCACUGAUAGUUGAGGAAUGUACCGUACUUCCUUGACUUCAAGUUCUUUCUUACAGCGCUCUUGAGCUUUAAUGGUCAAUUAAUCCUUAUAAGCCGUAAGAACAAUACCGCUUGAAGGUUACUUAUCUUUCAAUAGCACCUUAUUGUGUAUCAUGUGGACCGUUGCUCCUUAAACGAAAAAUCAAUCGAUGUUGAUUUUCAAUUCUAUUGACAACAAAACAGUAAACCAAAUGUUUUAUCCUGCUUACUUCGGUAAUAUUUUGCUAUGUGUCCAUGUUUCUUGUAUUUGAUGCAUUUCGGCCCCUUCACGUCUAUUCUCGGCAGUAAGUAUCAAUUCUCUAUUCAGAUGAAAAAGCUUUAUAUUUUGAACUUCAAAUCAAAGUGUUAAUUAACAUGAAUUAAAUUACGACACCUGAAAGUUCUCCAGUAGUGCGAAAAAAGUCCCAGGAUUCCAUUAAACUUUUAAUUUUUUAUGAUACAACACAAGCUGAGGAAAUAAAUGCUUUCGGAUAUUAGCGAUCUGUCGAGAAAUAGAAAAAUUACACUUUCCCAAAACCAGAUUCAAGUGCAAUUUAUAUUUGACUUUCAUUGACAAAGCGUUUGCCAGCGACAUGCUGUGCGAAGAGAUAGGAGUUGAGUUAUAUGUUUAUCUAUUGAGACAUUUAUUUUUUCCUCCCGUAAAAAUACUGCAAUUAUAUAGGAAAACUUCUCUAACAAACAAACAUAAAAUUAGAAAAUCAAUAUGACAUUAAUUAUUUUCUUUUCUUGUUAAGUUUAAUAAACAUUUUGAGGACGUAUGCAAUAUGAAAAACAGGUAGAACGCAAUGCAUUUUCAUGUAUUAUAUGGUUUCUUUCUUUCUAACCUCGAUAGACAUCAUUUAUUUACAAUUUUAUUUAUCACUGUUUUCUGCAGAGAUUUUCCUAUUUUAUUUACUGAUCAUGUUGUAUAUCGUAGUAAAGCAAUCUAUUUUCCUCAUAAUAAUAUCGGUGUUUGGUCUAGCCGAGUAUAUUAAGAAAAAUAUGUGUCGAAAUUUAAUAACGUUCCGAACUAAUUUUGAUUGUUCGUUGCAAUCAAAUCUUGAAUUCAAAUUUGGUUAAAAAAUACCGUUUCAUAUUUCUUAAACAUACUUAUUUGACACAUUGAAAGUUUGAGAAACUUGAAUUGAAUUGUAUUAUGAACUCUUUAAUGUUUUUGAUUUAAAAAAUCUUUUACCGGUGCUUUCAGAACAAGGAUAACGCGCUAGACCAAUAACUUACGGAUCAGAUAACAAGUUCUUUUUAUUUAUAACACAGAGCUAUUAUUCGUUUUAUCAAACCAACAAAAAUUUAAACCAUUAACAGUUUUAUUAUAAAUCAUAGUCUUUAAAAUAGUCCGUUACACUUAAAAUUAAUAGACACUCACAAAUGAUUAGAGAAACAAACAAAAACCGCAAUUGUUCAUACCGAUCCACUACUUAUAAACAGCAUCCGCAUUUCUUGCUACGCCAAUCUCAUUUUAAACUCACAGCAAGCAUUCAAUCAAAGACAGUGUAACAGUUUGCUUCAAAUGUUGCCCCAACGCCAGUUGGAUUCAAAACCCACACCACCAGUAACAGUAACAACGCGGAAGUCAUGCAUGAACCCGAGUUCCAGUCCAGGUGAAUUGUAUUUGGCCAACAGAAUCGCACAGGACAGAAGUAUAAUAAAUGGGUUCGACGAAAAGAAAAUAACGAAAGAAAGAAUUUCAUAUGAAACGAGUGGGGAACGCAAAUCUAGGUUUCUUGUAUUUAUUCUACAAAAUACAUAAAGGAAACGCAAAUAUAAAAAUAUUAUUCUAUUGAAGAACGAUGAUAAUGAUGAUACACAAACAAUUAUAAACAAUUGAGGAAAAAGCGUAAACAAAUAUUAAUAUUAAUAUGUAUGAUUAGUACACUGAUGGGGGAUAAUAGUAAUUGUAUAAAUUUUACUAAUCACAUGCUCUAUUCGUUAAAAAUAUAAAAAAAAAUCGGAAAAAUAUGAAAAAUAUUUUUACAAAGUACUUUUUAUCUCAUUUUUAUUACAAUUAUCAUUUGUUUAUUGAAAAUGUUACUUUUUUGUAUUUUUAAACUCUAUUUUUACUUUACCUUUCUCUACAUUGAACAAAUAAAACUAUUUCGAAAAAGGAAGAAAACAACAAAAUAGAAUUAUGUUGAGAGAGGUGAAACAAGUGCGAGAACGGUUCGCGAUAGCAUCGUUUGCUCUAAAUCGAGAAAAAAAAUAACAGACUAGCGCAAGCCUGUCAUGGAAAGACGAAACUCUGAAAGAAGGCGGAAAACUCUAGGGAAAUGGAUCGCAGACAAAAAAAAAAGUUGAAAAGAGAAGUAUGACAUGAUGAUAAUAUUAUGCUACUAUACACGUAUAGACAUCCAAUGGAAUAAUGUAUAACAAAAUAUUAUUGCAAGAACAACACACACGUAUAUAAACAAUUAAAAGAAUGGAAAAUAAAUUAAAAAUAUAUAUGUUAAAAGUGGACAUUAAGUAUAUAAACAACAAAAAUAUCUUAAUAUAUAUAUGAACAAUAUUUAAUUUAACAGAAAUAUAUUUUAUGUAAAAAAUA